Messenger RNA from Anoplophora glabripennis (Asian longhorned beetle), 8707 nucleotides. RefSeq names its product F-actin-monooxygenase Mical (gene Mical). Bases 550 to 8346 code for a protein of 2598 amino acids. NCBI's taxonomy places the organism in Eukaryota, Metazoa, Arthropoda, Insecta, Coleoptera, Cerambycidae. Gene Ontology annotation, molecular function: protein binding; FAD binding. The transcript has 24 exons. The record is from RefSeq and is a predicted model, not a curated record.
GGGUCGUUUGUUGUUCGCUUGUCAGAUAGGAUAAAUAAGAUAAUAAUUUAUAGAAUUAUGCGAAAUACUUUACUCCGGUUUAAUUGUACCUCAGUGCUAAUAGUACUUAACGUACUUUCACUUUGCUUCACUAUUUGAAGGUUAGUUUGUUGCAUUCGGUAUCCUACUGAUUUUUUAGUUGUUUUUUAUUUAUUUCAUCCCUCUGCAGUAAUAACUCUCGACAGUCGAAUAUAAUUAACUAAUUAUUCAGUUCGCUCUCAGCGGUGCAAUAGCGAGGUGUGUUAGUAUCUCCGUCGAGUUAUCAAUUUGUCUCGUGUUGUGAUUGUGAACAAUAAUUGAAUUGAAUUACUUGGUGAUACAUCAUCUCUGAAUACUUGAUCAAGAUUUUAAGCAGCGCGAAUUGAUAAAGGACAAUAGCUCUGAUUUAAUGGAUAUUCAUCGAUGGAGAUACACAUUUUAAUUCUUCCAUAGGCUUCACAAAUCCAGACAGUUUUUGCUCAAAUGAACCCAUAACCAAAGAAACUCCCCGUACUGUUCAAACUUCAAAAUAUGGAUCGCAGCCUGCCUAUCCAGCGCGGAAGGCCCGUAUCUGGGCUGGAAGCCGCCCAUGCCAACGAAUACUUCGAACAAUUUCUGAACGCCAGCAGCUUGAAACAUAUAUUGGGUUACUACAGGGGCCUGAUCGAUUACCUUCAUCUCAAACCAAAUGCUUUCCAAUCGUUCUACCCGAAACUGAGAGCCAAUCUGACUUCGUGGAAGGCGAAGGCACUCUGGAAGAAAUUCGACGCCAGGGCCACGCACAAGUGCUACUUGAAAGGCAAGGCAGCAACGAACACCAAGGUUCUGAUUAUCGGUGGCGGGCCCUGUGGUAUGAGGACUGCCAUCGAGGCGCAGUUACUGGGUGCUAAAGUGGUAGUAAUAGAAAAGCGAGACAGAUUUUCCAGGAACAAUGUGCUGCAUUUAUGGCCUUUUGUCAUUGAAGACCUACGAAUGCUGGGGGCAAAGAAAUUUUUUGGAAAAUUCUGCGCAGGAGCCAUCGAUCACAUUAGUAUCAGACGGCUGCAGUGUAUCCUGUUAAAAGUAGCUUUAUUACUCGGUGUAGAAGUUCACACAGAAGUUAGUUUCGAAAAACUUAUAGAACCCAAUGCAACUGAAAAGACUGGUUGGAGGGCUGAAGUUAAACCGUCAGACCAUCCUGUUUCUCAGUAUGAAUUUGAUGUGAUAAUCGGAGCCGAUGGCAAAAGAAACACUUUACAAGGUUUCACAAGGAAGGAAUUUAGAGGCAAGCUAGCUAUAGCCAUUACUGCCAAUUUCAUUAAUAAAAAAACUGAGGCCGAGGCUCGCGUCGAGGAAAUUAGUGGGGUAGCUUUUAUAUUUAAUCAGAAGUUUUUUAAGGAUUUACUGGAAGUCACUCGAAUUGAUUUAGAGAAUAUAGUUUAUUACAAGGAUGACACUCAUUACUUCGUAAUGACUGCUAAGAAAGCUAGUUUAAUAGAAAAAGGUGUCAUUAAGCAGGACUUGGCAGAUACCGAGAAAUUAUUGGCUCCUGAAAAUGUAGAUAGAGAGGCCUUAGAGGCGUAUGCAAUUGAAGCUGCUAAUUUUAGUACGAAUUAUCAGAUGCCCGACCUAGAAUUUGCGGUGAAUCAUUACGGGCAACCGGACAUCGCUAUGUUCGAUUUCACUUCCAUGUUUGCGGCGGACAACGCUUCAAAAGUAGUCGAACGCAACGGUUACCGAUUACUUAUGAUUCUAGUAGGAGAUAGUUUGUUAGAGCCAUUUUGGCCAACCGGUUCCGGUUGCGCUAGAGGUUUCCUCUCCUCCUUAGACGCGGCUUGGGCUAUACGAAGUUGGUCCCUCGGUACCCUCACGCCGUUAGAUGUUUUAGCCGAACGGGAGUCCAUUUAUAGACUCCUCGCACAAACGACCCCCGACAACCUGAAUAAAGAUUGGAAAUCUUACAGCCUCGAGCCCUCCACGAGAUAUCCGAAUCUUAAUAAAGCGGUUAUUAUGCCCCAUCAAACGGUUGGACUUUACGACACCGACAAUCCCGCCAGUAUCGAUAGGAUGAAACGAAAUGCUCAGGAGAGGCCGAACGAAGUACCUAAGAAGAGGAGACGAGGAAAUGUCGAUAACGAGGUACUACUUAAUUGGAUCUCAGAACAAUUACGCAAUCACGAAGAUAUUACCGUAACUGAUAUUGGCUCAAUAUUCAAGGACGGGAAAAUAUUAUGUGCAAUAAUACAUCACUAUAGGCCGGACUUGUUAGAUUACAAUACGAUUAAAGAUGAAGAUCCCGCCAAAAAUAAUCAGCUGGCUUUUGACAUACUCGAAAAAGAAUUAGGAAUACCUCCAAUUAUGACGGGUGAAGAAAUUACCAAUACGGAGGACUUUUUGACCAUGGCUACAUAUUUGACUCAAGUAUAUGACACUUUCAGAGGUGAAAUUCCUCACAUCAAGCAGCCAAAACUGGAAUUGCCAGAAAGUAAUAAACGAAGUGAACUUUCAUUUAAAACCAUAAAAACGUCAAACUUCCAACCAGUCGUGCCAACUCAACCAUCUCGACCUUCGAGCAGACACAAGCGUCAUGCCGAUGCAAUGAUUACUAACAAGGCGCCUAGUUUAGAGAGGAAAACUAGGAAACGCAGGACUCUGGAGAAAAUCGGUGCUAGCGUUGAGGAAAGGCAAAAAAUGUUGGAAGAAAUAGCAUCGAAUCGUGCAGAGAGACAUAACCGAAGAAGACAACAGAGGAAAUUGCAAACCGAACAAUUUGUAAAGAGUAUGCAGAUGUUACAAGCGAAUUCCCGUGAUUCCGAACCAUUCGAGGAUUAUUCUAUAUUUUUAUAUCGUCAAACUGCACCUAAAUUCGAGGAUAGGGUGAAAGAUUUAGAAAAGCAAUUUACGUAUAUACCUGAUCAUGAAAACAAAAUGCCAAAUCUUACAUCUCGUACUGGGGGAGCCGACGAAGAUUUGGCAGCUAGAAUCAAAAAUUUCGAAAGUAAAUUACAAGAGCAACAGCCUAUCGAAAAGAAACCUAAGGAUUUACUUCGAGCCAUUGGAAAAAUUGAAACGUCAGAUUGGAAUAUAAAGGAAAUCGAGAAGAAGAUAAAGGAAAACAAAAUGGGUAAACCAUCGAAAGUCUACGAUAAAGAAAAAGUCCCGAAAUGGAGCAAGGAACAAUUCUUAGCUAGACAAACCAAAAUGGAGAAGCAACAUUUGGACAGGCAAGACAGCGCUGAAGCUAAAUAUGCAAAUAUAGACAAGAACAUUAAAGAUUUAGAUCUGAAACUUAAAGAGGGAAAUAUAAGAGAAUUAGGCCGAAACAAGGUGGCUACCAUAACAGAAAAGUUAGUAAGCAAAGUGCCACAGGAAACUAAACCCGUCGAAAAAACUAAUAAUCGUCCAGUUGUAUUGCCUGCACAGGGAGGUUCGGAAUUCUGUCACUUUUGCGGCAAAAGGGUAUAUCUCAUGGAAAGAUUAUCAGCCGAGGGCAGAUUUUUCCAUCACGGAUGUUUCAAAUGUCAAUACUGUAAUACUCAGCUACGCCUUGGAUCGUACGCUUUCGAUCGUGACGGCUUAUAUGAUAACAAAUUCUUUUGUAUACAUCACUUUGGAAUGGUCGGAGAACUUCCUGUCACCAAAGUGAUAAAGAAACCAACUCUAAGGCAACCUGGACGUAGCCCGGAGAAGAAACCGGAAUUGACUGGUUUAGACUUGUUGGACAGAGUUGAAACUCCAGAAAGAGCAGAAUUUGCUAAUCUUUCUACUGGCAACGCAUCAUCGGAUCAAGAAGAGUCCAUAAACCAAAUGGAUGAAGAUGAAUGGACAGACAAGAAUUUCGGAGCUUCCUGUGCAGAAAUGGAGGACAGUGAGGACGAAUCCUCUAGCUUAAGUGACACAGAUAGUGAAGAUGAGGAUGCGUUUGAUGAUGCUUUGGAAGAGCCAGUUACCAAAGAGGGAACGAUGAAGUGGGCCGAUAGAUGGAAAAAUAGUUACUCGAAAAAGAGACGUGAUUCUGAUUCAAAUGGGUACAGCAGUUCAGAUCAAUCCAGUUAUUAUGAAAAUAGCUCUGAUGAUGAUGAUUCUGAAACAGCUACUGAAGGGGAGGAAGAGAUCCGUGCCCGUGAAUUACGUAAACAGGAAGUUCGUGUGGAACCACCUAUAGUGCAAACUGACACUGGCACUGACACUGAGGUUGUCUCUGACGAAACCAGUUCCGAAUCAUCAAGCGAAAUUCAAAACUCUGCAACGGAAAUAUCGACUGACUCUGAGUUUGCACACGACGAUCCCACUCCGACAAGGGAGAUACCCGCAAUUAUUUUAAAUGACUUUAAUGUAACUAAAACGAGGGGCAGUGGAGGAACUGCGAAAAGGAUACAGGUGACAAGUGGUUAUUUGCAAAGGCCCACAAACGAGAGAAUAAAAAAACCAGAUAUCGAGUUAAAACUGAAACCUCUUGUACCUUCUGCACCCUCUAUAAAAAAACCCGCACAUAUUUUACUACCACGUACUGAAGGUUAUGCUUUAAAUCGCACUCAGAGCACUGGGGGAAUUGCCGCUAAAGUAUCGCUAGAACUUAAAAAGAAAUAUUUGCUAGGUGAGAACGCUCCGGGUAGUAUACAAAAAUCAGGCAGCGCUUCUACGCUCGAUUCGAAAUUUAAAACGUUUCACACGGCCAUUUCAGACUGUCAGAAAUUGCUGAAACCCGCUAAAGAAAUAAGCGCCAGCAUGCAAACAUUUUGUAACAAGCUUGACGAGUGCCAUUCGCCUGUCUUAUCACCACAGUCGUCGAUGAUCAACUUGGAUAACGUUAAAAAGGAGGAAUCGACCAAGGAAAAACAACCUCCUCCGGACGUUACAAACGUCACGUCACAUAACACGAGUGAUAACAAAGUGCCUGAAGCCGAACCCUACGUUUUUCAAAAUGAAUCAGAAGGCCGUCCAAGAAGCCCCGUGCACGAAACUUCCAUUAUCGUCCCUGAGAUUGAUUGGAGCAAAAAAAAUCGCAGUCAGUCGUCGGACAGUCUGUGCACAUCAAGCAGCGACAAUAAUGAACACGUAACUACGUCAAACAAUCAGUUUGAGAAUAUACCACGAGUUGAGGUUCAUGAAGCCCAUGACGAUGACGACGACAUUCCGCCGGACUCCCUAUGCAUUGUAGAAACAAACAUGGAAAAACCCGUUCAAACGGAUAACAAUUACUCCUUACACAGCGAACCCUCUAAAUCGAUUACCAGCGAAAAGAAGACACUUAACCAGCCAAAAUCUUUACCCGACUUGGAAAGUAUGUUGCCGGAUAUCCAUAAAUCGCUACACGUUAAUCACAGCAGAGAGAAGGUGUCUCCCGAAGUUGAUAGUAUAUCUAUCAGAAAUUCGAGCGGAUUAAGUUCUCCGGAUUCAGGUGCAGAGCAAGCCACAACCGCCCUAACCGAAACCGAGCUUUCCGAUUGGGCAAGGGACGGAGCCGUAUCCGACGAUUUCGAAGAUGCUGAAUUCGAGUUCAACAGAGAACCCGAAAAGCCUUACAGGAAAAACAAAGAUCCCACAAUCGCAAAAAUGCCAGAAUUGGAUCACAUAUGCGGUAAAGAGAAGCAAAUGAAAGAUUUCAGGAAUAAGACGAUAAUCACUGAAACAAUGAACAGUAUUCUCAGUGCGAACCUGGACAACAUUGAAUUUAUGGAUACAGGGACGGAAACAAGCAGCGACGAUGGUGUGGGCAAUAGUCAAGAGGGUUACGUAUUGUUUAAAAACGAAGAUGAUUUUGCGGAAGACAGUCUCAACCCCAACAUUAACGAUAUAGUUGAAGCAACAAACGUUCACGUAGACGAGAAAUAUGAACCGAAAAACACUGGUUAUUGUAUUCUAGCCACCGAGGAUAAACCAUUUGAUGCUGUGAUAAAUUUAAAGUCGUCCGAUUUAGAAAAGUUAAAACAAAGGCAAACUCUAGCUGAACACGAGGAAGAUAGUUUAUUGAUUGUGGAAACGGGUACAACUACAGAGGAAAAUACUUGCAGCGACUCAACUGUGAAAAAUAUUACUGAGAUAUCGGUAGACAAAGUUCAGCCGCUCGUAGAAAAUCGUACGGAAAAUAACAGUUUACAUAAACAGAAACUAGAAGAAAAGUUGGCGAAAGUCAAAGAAGAAAUGGCGUUGAAAGGACGAGAUUUAAAAGAAAAACGAUUCGACCAAGGAGAAUCCAUUGCGGAUAAUAAUAUCGAAUUCGAGGAACACUGUCAACGUUUACAGUCGAAAGUGGAAUUUGGUAAUGUUAAGGAUUCCAUUGACAUUCGUAAGUCGAGAAGAAAGAGCAAAUCGGAGUCUCCGCAAAAACCGGAUCUAAUACAAGAAGAGAAAUUAACACCUGUGCAGUCGCCAAACUCUUACGCGCCGAAUUUAACGUCCACACCAAAAACUCCCGAUAUUUUAUACAAAAAGGAAAUUUUACAGAAGGAAAGAGACGUUAAUCAAAGAUUAAUACAAGAAAUGGUGAUGAACAAAAUGAAAGCGGAACACAAGUCUUUGGAGAGAAAAAAGAGGAACAGACAAAUAUCCCCCAGUUUAAACACAAGUAGCCCCUUCAAUUUAACGAAGUCUGCCACUACGGAUGUAUCACAAAUUAAUAAAGACAAUUUUAAUAGAAGUUCGAUAUAUUCUACCGGUUCGAGUACUUACACAACACCGGACGUGCUUUUAACGACAAAUUUGAUCCCGUUGCAAAACUCGCAAUCCGUUAACACAAUAUCCGACAUGAACUCAAGUGCUGACAUUUUCUCAACACCUUUAUCGUCAAUAAAGGAGCAAAAUAAUAGGCCGCUCAGUGUUUACUCCUAUAUUACAGAGAAAAAAAUAGACGAGGUAAAACCGAGUCAGCCGUUGAGAAAUUCGGAAAAUUGCAGCAUGCCGGACAUUAGAAAGAAUCUGUUCAGUGACGACUUUGUAACCCCCAAGGCUCCCCCGAGGUUACACAGGUUAAACGACGAAACCAACAAGGCGGACAAAUUAAAACAGGACGCCAGAGCAAGAGCAAAACUCUUAUCUAACGAGGAGCUGGGGUUGAGUCCGGAGGAAAAACUGUUAAAGUUACGAGACAAGAUCAGUAAACGAGGGAAAGAAAACGAAAUUGCGAAUCCGCAUAUUCAGGAAAGUAUAGAGUCCCUCGUGGUGAAUACCGAAAGAAGAAACUCUUUCUUGCAUUCAAACGAUUCUCUGAACAAAAAGAAGAACAACUCGUUUAAAAGAUCUAAAAGUAGUGAAUGCGCGGAACAGACGUCCAAUUUAAAACUGUUGUCCAGUAAAAAUAACGUAGAAUACAACAGGGGAAUUCCGGUCAGAACCAAGUCCGUUUCGGAAUUUCCAAAAACUUUCUCGGCAGCUCAAUCUGCAGAUAAGCAAAUGGAAGCAAAGAAAAUUUGUAAGUCUGAUCCUAAUUUAUUAGAUACUAUAUAUGUUAAACCUAAAAAGAAAAGCAAAGAUCGUGAACGAAGGAAAAGCAUCACGAAAUUAAUAUCUACUCUGUUUACAAAGAAAAGCCCCAGUAGUAAUUCGAAAAGUCUGUUUUCAAAGCUAUCCCCAAAGUCGAAGGAUUUGUCAAAGCAAACGGUCACAGAAGAGCCUGUAAGAAGAAGAAGUUUAUCUGAAAUCGAGAGGGUUGCUACCACGCCACCUCCGAUUCCUCCUUUGCCAGUAAAUUAUACGAUAAAAGAUGAAAGUUCUGAAGGAGAACACGAUUGUAAAAAUCAGGGUCAUAGUUCAUGUGAUACAUUAGAUAAAUCGGGCGUUUUGGAAAAUUCUACCUCUAGUCUCACAGGCAGAAAAACCGGUAAAUCAGCUCGUAAGUUGGUUCGACAAGCACAACUCAAAAGACACCGCAUGGCUCAAGAAAUACAACGAAAACUAGAAGAAACUGAAGUAAAAACCAGGGAAUUAGAAACGAGAGGUGUUUUAGUUGAAAAAGCUCUAAGAGGGGAAGAUAGCAAAGAGUGCCACAGAGACGAAUCCGAAUUAUUGCAGGAGUGGUUCGAUUUGAUGAGGGAUCGCACAGAAUUAAGGCGAUAUGAGAAGGAACUGAUGAUUAGAGCUCAAGAGCUAGAACUUGAAGAUAGGCAUGCAAGGCUACAGCAUGAACUUCGGGAGCGAUUAGAAAAUAAUGAACAAAAAACCGAAGCAGACGUAAAGGUGGAAGAAAGUAUAAUAAACGAAAUGAUGGAAAUUGUUUCCAAAAGAGACUCGCUAAUAGCAGUAAUAGAAGAAGAUCGAUUAAGAUAUUCUACUGAAGACCGAGACUUUGAAGAACAAAUGCUUGCGAAAGGAUUGAGACUAACUUCAAUUCAAAAACCUUCUGAAAAAUAAUCCCAUAUAUCUACUCUAAAAAUCUAUUUAACUUCAUUACUUACUAUAGGCUAGAGGACAUGACCACCAACGUAGACACAGCUGAUUUUAUUGCAGUUUAUUUUAUUUUUUUGUUUUAUGAAGAACCUAUUAUUUCUUCAACUGUAAACACUUAACGUCCAUAUAUAUAUAUUUAACAAUAUUAAUUUAACUAGUCCAUUAAUUUUAUUUUAGUGAUAAUUAAUUUAUGUUAUAUAUAAAAAUAAUGAAUUGUGAUUGUGAAUUGUAUUUUCGGUAAGGAAUUGUAUAGUAUUGUACAAAAAUAUAUUAUUUUGUGAAUGCAUUAUAUGUUGUGUGAAUAAAACGCUUUUAUACAUUUAAA